This is a messenger RNA of Acanthamoeba castellanii str. Neff, 888 nucleotides long. RefSeq lists its product as hypothetical. Gene Ontology annotation, cellular component: plasma membrane. Bases 1 to 888 code for a protein of 295 amino acids. NCBI's taxonomy places the organism in Eukaryota, Discosea, Longamoebia, Acanthamoebidae. The record is from RefSeq and is a predicted model, not a curated record. The transcript is spliced from 3 exons.
AUGGGCGACUCGUGUGACGGCCUGCUCAACAAUCUGGGCCGCCAAUACCAGGAAAGUGCUUCAGGCAAGGGUCUCGAGAGAAUAUUAAGUGGCUUUGGGGAGGUUCGUGACACGAAGGUGCAGCCCAAGCGAGGAGGGUGGGGAGGGCCGGCGCAAGCGAAAAGGGGCGGCCCGAGCGUCUCCUACACCGCACCCGUGCCGACUCCGACCACGCCGCCGUCGGGUCCGACAUCGUUGUCAACGUCAACCACGUUGAGCGGGGCGGGCAAGAACGGGACGAGGUACAUCGUGGUGCUGGGCAAGCGACUCAAAAAGAACGGGAAACCGGAGCUGUGCCUCUCCGAGCGCCUGGCCUUUGCCAUCGACCACUUCAAGAGCACCUACCAGCCUGGGCACUUCUUGGUGAUGAGCGGGUCGAUGGUGGAGAAGCGGGCCAACAUGACCGAGGCCGAGUGCAUGAAGCGCAUCGCGGUGGAGGCCGGCGUGGAUCCGUCGCUCAUCCUGCUCGAGGAGGUCUCCUGGAACACCUUCUCCAACGCCUUCUGCACCAAGAAGCUUCUUCAUCAACUCAUCACCAACCGUAAGUCCAUCUUCCACAUUCACGUCUCCUCUGAUGAAGACGACGAGAUGAUGACGAUGAAGAUGAUGCCAACAGGGGACAGGGUGACCGAGGUGGUGGUGGUCACAAGCGACUUCCACGGGUCGAGGGUGCAGCGGGUGUUCGAGGCCGUGUUCGAGGACUGCCGGCACAGCUUCAUCGCGCUCUCGUUCGCCAACGCCCCGGCCACGCUGACCGAGGCCCAGGUGGCCCGCGAGGCCCGGGCCGAGACCCAGAUGCUGGCCAAGUUCGACGCCGACCUGCAGCGACACCUCGCCAUGACCUGGUAG